Messenger RNA from [Candida] anglica, 4026 nucleotides. Lineage: Eukaryota; Fungi; Ascomycota; Pichiomycetes; Serinales; Debaryomycetaceae. The record is from the annotation of a GenBank genome assembly.
AUGUCCUCGUCCUCAUUUUUAGUUUUGCCUGGUCCAAAGGCUUUAUCUGCUUUCAGAAUUAAUAACUUCACUCAAGAAGUGGAGAAAAAACUCAACAAGUCAGGAUCCAUUCUUGAGGUUAGAUCUUUAUACACUCACUAUGUUUCUACCAAGCAAGAAUUGACUGAACAACAAUUAAAGUUGGUCAAUGUUCUUCUUGAGUAUGAUACUCCAGUAGACUCUAAUGAUGAAUUGACUCAACAAUUGGUAGCUGCCACUUCUUCUUCCAACAAGGUUCCACAAGAUGAAAACACCUACGUUGUUCGUAUUCUCCCAAGACCUGGUACCAUUUCUCCUUGGUCUUCCAAGGCUACUGACAUUGCCCACAUUUGUGGAUUGGGUGAACAUAUCGAACGUAUUGAAAGAGGUUUGAGUUUACUUGUUAAGGUUGAACCUGGUUUCAAACUUGACUUAUCAUCUGGGGAAAUCUUGACUUCUGUUUACGACAGAAUGACUCAAGUUCUCUACAUUGGUGACAAUGCUCCAGCAAAUGAUGAUCUUUUUGCUCAUCAUUCUCCAAAGCCUCUUGUUCAUGUCGAUUUACUCUCUUCUCAAGAUAACCUUAUUGCUGCUAACAAGGAUAUGGGAUUGGCUCUUGACAAGGGUGAAAUUGACUACUUGAUCGAAGCCUUCACUAAAGUAAUUGGUAGAAACCCUACUGAUGUUGAACUUUUCAUGUUUGCUCAAGUUAACUCUGAACAUUGUCGUCACAAGAUUUUCAAUGCUGACUGGACCAUCGAUGGAAAGCAAAAGGAUUUGUCUCUUUUCAAGAUGAUUCGUAACACUCAUAGCAAGAACCCUCAAUACACUGUCUCUGCUUACUCCGAUAACGCUGCUGUUUUCGAAGGUCCAGCUGGUUACGUCUUCACCCCAGAUUACGUUUCUAAGGAAUGGAAGUCCAUCAAGGAAAACGUCCACACUUUGGUCAAGGUCGAAACUCAUAACCAUCCUACCGCUGUUUCUCCAUUUGCUGGUGCUGCCACUGGUUCUGGUGGUGAAAUCAGAGAUGAAGGUGCUGUCGGUCGUGGUUCCAAGUCCAAGGCUGGUUUGGCUGGUUUCACCGUUUCUGAUUUGAUCAUUCCAACUUUACCUCAACCAUGGGAAAGAGACGUAGGUAAGCCAAACCAUAUUGCUUCCUCUUUGGAUAUUAUGUUGGAAGCUCCAAUUGGAUCCGCUGCCUUCAAUAACGAAUUUGGUAGACCUGCCAUUAACGGUUACUUCAGAACUUUAACUACCGAAGUAACCAACCACAAGGGUGAAAACGAAAUCAGAGGUUUCCACAAGCCUAUUAUGUUGGCUGGUGGUAUGGGUGCCAUUAGACCUGAAUUGGCUCUUAAGGACACCAAGAUUACCCCAGGUGCUAAAUUGAUCGUCCUCGGUGGUCAAUCUAUGUUGAUUGGUUUGGGUGGUGGUGCUGCCUCUUCUAUCUCUUCUGGUGAAGGUUCUGCUGAUUUGGAUUUUGCCUCCGUUCAAAGAGGUAACCCAGAAAUUCAAAGAAGAGCCCAACAAGUCAUUGAUGUCUGUGUUUCUCUUGGUGCUGAAAAGACUCCAAUCCAAUCUAUUCACGAUGUCGGUGCUGGUGGGUUAUCCAACGCCUUGCCUGAAUUAGUUCACGACAAUGACUUGGGUGCCAGAUUCGAAUUGAGAAGCAUCUUGUCGUUGGAACCAGGUAUGUCCCCAAUGGAAAUUUGGUGUAAUGAAUCCCAAGAAAGAUAUGUUUUGGGGGUUGCUCCAGAAAACUUGGAUAUGUUUGCCAAGAUCUGUGAAAGAGAAAGAGCUCCAUUUGCCGUUGUCGGUGAAGCUACUGAAGAACAAAAGUUGAUUUUGACGGAUUCUCUCUUGAACACUACUCCAAUUGAUUUGGAUAUGUCUGUUUUGUUUGGUAAGCCACCAAAGAUGUCCAGAACUGCUAUUACUGAAGAUUUACAAUUGAAGCCAUUCGCUACUUCAAACUUGGACUUGUCCGAGUCUGUAUCUAGAGUUUUGCAAUUGCCUUCUGUUGGUUCUAAAAACUUCUUGAUUACCAUUGGUGACAGAUUCAUCACUGGUUUGGUUGACCGUGAUCAAAUGGUUGGUCCAUGGCAAGUACCUGUUGCUGAUGUUGGUGUUACUGCCACAUCUUUGGGUGAAACUGUGAUUUCUACCGGUGAAGCUUUGGCCAUGGGUGAAAAGCCAACUUUGGCUCUUAUUUCUGCUGCCGCUUCUGCUAAGAUGUGUGUUGCCGAAUCCUUGAUGAAUGUUAUUGCUGCUGAUGUUCCAGCCUUGGACAGAAUUAAGUUGUCUGCCAACUGGAUGUCCGCUGCUUCUCAUGCUGGUGAAGGUGCCAAGUUAUACGAAGCAGUUCAAGCAAUUGGUCUCGAUUUGUGUCCAGACUUGGGUAUUUCCAUCCCAGUUGGUAAGGAUUCCAUGUCCAUGAAGAUGAAGUGGGACGACAAGGAAGUCACUGCUCCAUUGGCGUUGACUGUCACUGCUUUCGCUCCAGUUGAUAACACUUCAAGAACCUGGACCCCUGAGUUGGUCAGAUCCGAUGAAGAAACCGUCUUGGUUUUGGUUGACUUGGCUGCUGAACUCUCCAAGAAAGCCUUGGGCGGUUCCGCUUUGGCUCAAGUUUACAAGGAAGUUGGCGAUGCUGCUCCAACCGUUCACUCUCAUGCUAUUUUCAAGUCUUUCUUGGAAACCAUGAUUGUUUUACACAAGCAAUUCAACGUCUUGGCUUACCAUGAUAGAUCUGAAGGUGGUUUGAUUACCACUGUCUUAGAAAUGGCCUUUGCUGGUAGAACCGGAUUGAACUUGAACCUUUCUUCAUCUGAAGACUUGUUGACAACCUUGUUUAACGAAGAAUUGGGUGCUGUCUUCCAAAUUAAGAAGUCCGACUACUCUGCUUUCGUCAAAGUUUUUGAAGCCAAUGGUAUUUCCGAAAAAUUCGUUUCUGUUAUUGGUGAACCAGAUUUCAAUAGUGCUUCUCAAGACAUUAAGAUUAACUACAAUGAUGAAUUGGUUUACGAAAACACUCGUGCCGAAUUGCAAAAGUUAUGGUCCAACACCUCUUACCACAUACAGAAAAUGAGAGACAAUCCAAAGACUUCUGAGGAAGAAUAUGCAAGAAUCUCUGAUAACAAGGACCCAGGUCUUUCUUACCAAUUGACUUAUUCUCCUUCUGAUGACUUGGAAGUUUCCAAGCUUCAAUCUAAGCCUAAGGUUGCCAUCUUGAGAGAACAAGGUGUCAACUCUCAACAAGAAAUGGCUUGGUCUUUCCAACAAGCUGGUUUCAACCCAGUCGAUGUUCACAUGUCUGACAUUUUGAGUGGAAGAGUUACCUUGGAUGAUUUCGUUGGUGUUGCUGCCUGUGGUGGUUUCUCAUACGGUGAUGUCUUGGGUGCUGGUGCCGGUUGGGCCAAGUCUGUCUUGUUUAACGAUAGAGCUCGUGAAGAGUUCAGAAAGUUCUUCCAAGACAGAGAUGACACUUUCGCAUUUGGUGCCUGUAAUGGUUGUCAAUUCUUCAGUAGAAUUGCUGAAUUGAUUCCAGGUACUGAAAACUGGCCAACUUUCGAAAGAAACUUGUCUGAACAGUAUGAAGCUAGAUUUGUUAUGGUUGAAGUCACCGAUGACAACUCCAACUCUAUCUUCUUGAACGGUAUGAAGGGUUCUAAGUUGCCAAUCGCAGUUGCUCAUGGUGAAGGUAGAGCCUUCUUCAAGAACAACAACAUUGAUAAGUUUACUGAAAGUGGUUUAACUGCCAUUAGAUACGUUGACAACUAUGGAAGUGUUGCUCAACAAUACCCUGCUAACCCUAACGGUUCUCCACAAGGUAUUGCUGGUAUUACCUCUGCCAACGGUAGAGUUUUGGCUAUGAUGCCUCACCCUGAAAGAGUCACCAGAAAGGAGUCUAACUCUUGGUACCCUGCUGCUCAAGGUGAAACUUGGGGAGACCACGGUCCAUGGAUCAGAUUGUUUAGAUCUGCCAGAAAAUGGGUUGGUGAAAAAUAG